AAAAAUGGUCAUUGGAUGUAUUUUAUUGGACUUUCAUGGAUCAUUCACACAUCUGAAACAGACUGGAUUCGAUUCGCGAUCGUUGUAUCAACACAAAAGGCAGUCUCAGGGACAACUCUCUACAUUGUUUACUCGCUGCUGGAUUCGCAGAGGGCGGCGAUGAGUUGGUUAAUGUUUACUCUGAGUUCAGGCCGUCAGUGGCCGAGUGCUUUUAUCAAACUGAUUCGCUGUUAUAUGUCUUCAGAGAGCUGCACAGGUUCAAUGGCCACAGACUGGCUGUCGCCAGCUGAGAGAGAACAGUUUCUCAUGGAGUUAAAAGCCACGGGCUGGGUGGAAGUAGACGAUCGAGAUGCUCUAUACAAGGAGCUACACUUCAAGACCUUUAACCAGGCGUUUGGCUUCAUGUCUCGGGUGGCUCUACAAGCAGAAAAGAUGAACCAUCAUCCAGAGUGGUUCAAUGUUUAUAACAAGGUGCAGGUCACUUUAACGACACAUGACUGUGGAGGACUGUCAAAGAAGGACAUUCGACUAGCCAAAUUUAUUGAUAAGGUGGCACUGUCCUUGUAGCCAUUUUUACAGUUGUCUUUACAGGACACAACAUUUUCAAAAGAUUAAUAAGAUUUAAAGGUUGCAACUGAUGUUAAGUAUCAUUUUUUAUUAUGAAAUAAAGUAUUUUUGCACUUGAAAUGAAAAAGUCGAUUUUUUUAUAUUUUCAUUUGGAUCCCCUCAGUUUAACUAUGUUGUGAAAUCCUUGCUUUGGAAAUUUCAAGAGCAGACAAACCAGAUAAUCAGUUAGAAACUGGGAAUUAUCCAAGUAAUACAAAGUCUUUCAGUCCCCAAUUAGGAGUUACAUAAGCCCUCAACUGUUAAGGAAAAUGUGGUGAGAAACAGCCUCCAUAUAAUUAAACAAAAACAUGAUUGGAUGGGAAAAUACAGUACAGUACAUGUGGACAUUUCAACAGAUGUCUUUAUAGAACUUUUAUCAGAUCCUUCAUAAACUAUAAGAGCAAGUAUGUUACUUAUAGUCACUGAAACAAAGCCAUUAUGCUCACAAUAAUUUGAAACAGUCCGUGGAUCUGUUAAGGAAAGGAAUAGAUUAUUAAUGGAGUCUUUUGCAAAGAAAGACCUUUUUGAUUUCACUGGAAGGAACAUAUCUUUUUUUUGUAAACAUUUUGGUUUUCUUUUAAUUCUAUUUUUUU
Misgurnus anguillicaudatus (oriental weatherfish) is the source of this 1199-nucleotide messenger RNA. RefSeq names its product pterin-4-alpha-carbinolamine dehydratase 2. The record is from RefSeq and is a predicted model, not a curated record. Gene Ontology annotation, biological process: tetrahydrobiopterin biosynthetic process. Gene Ontology annotation, molecular function: 4-alpha-hydroxytetrahydrobiopterin dehydratase activity. Lineage: Eukaryota; Metazoa; Chordata; Actinopteri; Cypriniformes; Cobitidae.